AUCGAACAAGAAAGAGUUCGUGCGCGCGCUCCGCUCCGAUCGACUGCAUCCAACCUCUCCGCUCGUCCUUCUUCUCUUACGGAGUAAUGAUGUUAUCAUUAUCUUUAUCUCGUCAGCACUGACGAACCUUACGACUCUGCCGUGUUGAAGCUGUGUUGCGAGUAGCUCUGUGCCCCGGGAGUCAAAUUCGGACGAAACUUCGCGGAACGUUGGUGAAGCUUCCCGACGAAACUCAUCGAUCGCUCCGACGUUCGAAUCAUGGUUCUGCCCGUCUAUCUCAGAGGGAAAGUAGUUCAUGGUUUCGGGAGAGGAUCCCGGGAUUUGGGUUGUCCCACAGCGAAUAUCGAUCCCAAGGACGUGGACGUGCAACUACCCACGAAUUUUGAAUUCGGCAUCUACUACGGCUGGGCGAAACUCGUCGACGGUCCGGAAAACGAUUCGACCGAGCUCCAACCCAUGGUCGCCAAUGUGGGGCUAUGCCCUUUCUACAAGAAUGAGAAACCCUCGGUGGAAAUUCAUCUCAUUCACGAGUUCCCCGAAGAUUUCUACGGGGCAACAUUGAAAGUCCUCUUCCUGGGAUACUUGCGGGGCGAGAAGAACUUCGAUUCGGUCAACGAGCUCAUCUCACAAAUACGGAAGGACAUCGCGGAUUCGAAGGAAGCCCUGACUGCACAAGACUGCUCGAAGUAUAGAUCUGAUCCUUUCUUCGACUGGAUCGAGUCUCUGACAAUGUUGCCCGUGCUGCUUGAAGGAAAGGUCGUCCGUGGAUUCGGCAGAGGUCGCCAAUUGGGAGUGCCGACCGCGAAUUUGGAAGCGGACUCAGUGGCUCAACAGCUACCCAAGAAUUUCCCGCGAGGAAUAUAUUUUGGAUGGGCUCAGAUCACGGCCGACGAGUCGGAGUUCCUGAUAUAUGACCCGGUUCCGAUGGUCUCAUCUAUUGGCAUCAACCCCUUCUUCAAAAACCGGAAUCUCACAGUGGAAAUUCAUCUUCUGCCCGGUGUUCAUCAGACAAUUCCACGCUGCUUCUACGGCUGUACGUUAAGGGUUCUUCUCACUGGAUUCCUCCGUGACGAAAGGGAUUUCUCUUCCACCGUCAGUCUGGUCGAUGCGAUCCGGCAGGAUAUCCGAGCCGCAGAACAAGAACUCUCGCAUGAGCAGCAAGUCCGGCUGAGGGACACGUAUUUCUCGGAAGCCAGGCAGACGCUCUCGGAUUUAUCUCCGGCAAUAACGCUGGUCUACAUCAUAUCAUUUUACGAUAAGGAUGUUGUUCCCAGGACCGUGAAAGAACAAUGCGGUCCAGUUGAGGUUUACACAGUCAAGUCGAAGAAUGUGCAUCAUGCCGGGGAUAAUUCGUUGUCAUCAUGA
Galendromus occidentalis (western predatory mite) is the source of this 1365-nucleotide messenger RNA. RefSeq names its product Riboflavin kinase (gene Rfk). Gene Ontology annotation, biological process: riboflavin biosynthetic process; FMN biosynthetic process. Lineage: Eukaryota; Metazoa; Arthropoda; Arachnida; Mesostigmata; Phytoseiidae. The transcript is spliced from 9 exons. The record is from RefSeq and is a predicted model, not a curated record. Bases 259 to 1365 code for a protein of 368 amino acids. Gene Ontology annotation, molecular function: riboflavin kinase activity.